This is a messenger RNA of Dicentrarchus labrax (European seabass), 5603 nucleotides long. RefSeq names its product phospholipase C like 5 (gene plcl5). Gene Ontology annotation, molecular function: phosphatidylinositol-4,5-bisphosphate phospholipase C activity. The record is from RefSeq and is a predicted model, not a curated record. Bases 524 to 4150 code for a protein of 1208 amino acids. NCBI's taxonomy places the organism in Eukaryota, Metazoa, Chordata, Actinopteri, Moronidae. Gene Ontology annotation, biological process: intracellular signal transduction; lipid metabolic process. The transcript has 6 exons.
GCGUUUGUGGGCUCAUUGCGAUUGCGCUCACACAGUCUUGAAUUUGUCCCGCGGAUGCAUGCGAGAGGGGGAAGCUCUCCCGUUAUAGCGAGGCAGCGCAAAAGUGUCGGCGGCAGGACGCGGGGCGCUGCGCAGAGCGGAGAGUAGAGAAGCGGACGUGGUGAGCGGAACAGCUCUCUGAGACCAAAGUGUGAGCUGUGAACAUAAACGGCAGCAGCAGACCCAACGGCAUAAGUCAGCAUCUCCAUUGUUGUUUUUUUUUUUUGAGCACACCUCUUGAGAAAAAAAAAAGCUAAUCGGAGGAGGUCGCCGUCUUGCUCGUUAUUCCACCAGGACGGCUUCAGUCCGAGCGUCCGCUGCCCGGCUCCAACACGCUACCGUGCGCUCCCAUGAUGGACCAGCACUGGUGAUUCGGUGAGGGAAGACAAGCCACCCUGGACGCCAACAAGUCCACCGUGCUUUGAGCAAAAUGGGCUGUUAUUACAUUGUGGAGGUGGGGGCUUUGCUGUAACACCGGCGGAUCAUGGCAGGGGUACACGCUUCAGAUGUUGUGUCGGGACAUUUUUUGGAUCCUGCCAUCGGCGCCCAGCCGGCCCAGGGCGAGACCAACGCAGCGGGAAUCACCGGCAAUGCGGCCGCGCUGCCUCAGACCGGUACCCGGGCAUACUUGGAGGUGUCAGCUGCUGCCCAGGGCUACGGGGCCGAGGGAGUUUACACCAAUGGACGGUACAGGGAGCACAGCAGUCCGAGGAUCGGGAGUGGCAGCCGAGAUAAUUCCGCCGAGAGAAGUCAGGGAACUGGAAACACACCUUGCGGCAUCAUGAAGGAUGGUUCCAAACAGAGGCAGGUGAGGAAGAAAACCGUGUCCUUCAGCUCAAUGCCAAGUGACCGCAAAAUCAACAGCACAGCUGCUUGCAUGGCGUUCAUGAUGGAGGGUUGUGAAAUGAAGAAGGUGCGUUCCAAUUCACGCAUGUACAACCGCUACUUCCUGCUGGAUCCAGACAUGCACUGGCUUCGUUGGGAGCCAUCUAAGAAGGAUUCAGAGAAGGCUAAACUGGAAAUCAAGGGCAUUAAGGAGGUCCGUUUGGGAAAGAAAACGCCAGUUCUGCGCAGCAAUGGUCUCUCAGAUCAGUUCCCUGAUGAAUGCGCCUUCUCAAUAAUCUAUGGGGAUAAUUAUGAGUCCUUAGAUUUGGUAGCCAGUACAGCAGAUGUUGUCAGCACCUGGGUGAUGGGCCUGAGGUAUCUGGUGUCUUAUGGCCGGCACACCGUGGACAUGAUGGAACCCAGCCAACCAAGUCUACGAACAUCUUGGAUUGGCUCAGUGUUUGAGCUAGCAGAUAUGGAAAAGGAAGGACACAUAGACCUGUUCAGAGCCACCCAGAUAAUCAAGGGGCUCAACCCUGGAAUGAAAGAGUCUAGGAUAGAGCUGAAGUUCAAGGAACUCCAAAAAGCUAAAGACCAAUACGGAGAGGCAAUUAACAUGGACACCUUUGUGGAGGCCUACUGUGAGCUCUGCACACGGCCAGAGAUUUUCUUCCUUCUGGUCCAGUUCUCCAGUAACAAGGAGUAUCUGGACAGUAAAGAUCUGAUGCUAUUCGUAGAGGUGGAGCAGGGUGUGGAAGGUGUAACGGAGGACAUGUGCAGGGAUAUUGUUCAGAAAUUUGAGCCAUCUGCUGAAGGCAGAGAGAGGGGCUACCUCUCCAUCGAUGGCUUUACACACUACCUCCUCUCCUCUGAAUGCCACAUCUUUGACCCCCAGCACAAACGCGUGUGCCAGGAUAUGAACCAGCCUCUGUCCCACUAUUACAUUAACUCGUCACAUAAUGCCUCCCUUCUGGAAGAUCAUUUUUGGGGUUCGUCAGACAUCAGCAGCUAUAUCCGAGCUCUUAGGAUGGGCUGUCGCAGCAUUGAAGUUAUUGUAUGGGAUGGCCCUGAUAAUGAACCAGUCGUGUAUGUAGGUAGUUCUGUAGCCUCACAUCUAGCUUUUUCGAAAGUCCUGGACAUUAUAAACCAAUAUGCUUUUGAGAGCUCUGAGUAUCCCCUGAUUCUCUGCUUAGUGACCCACUGCUGCAUCCACCAGCAGAGGGUCAUGGCACAGCACAUGAAGAAGAUUCUUGGGGACAAGCUGUACAUUGAUUCCCCAAACAAGGAAGAAAACUACCUACCAUCCCCUGAGAAACUCAAAGGUAAAAUCCUCCUCAAGGGUAAGAGGCUACCGCCCAGCUGCACUGACGCUGAAGGAGAUGUGACGGAUGAGGAGGAGGGUCUGGAAAUGUCCCGAAGAGUAGGAGCUGAUGAGAAGGACCAGCUAAAUGGCUUAGGCUACAAGAGACUCAGACUGUGCAGGGAGCUCUCUGAUCUUGUAUCUCUCUGCAAGUCAGUCCAGUUUAGGGACUUUGAAAUCUCUAAGAGGGACCAAAAAUACUGGGAGAUCUGCUCCUUCAAUGAGGUAGAUGCAAACAGGUUUGCCAAUGAGUUCCCAGAGGAAUUUGUUUGUUAUAACAAGCGCUUUCUCUCCAGGGUAUAUCCCACACCUAUGAGAAUUGAUGCCAGCAACAUGAACCCCCAGGAUUUCUGGAAAUGUGGCUGCCAGAUUGUAGCCAUGAACUACCAGACGCCAGGCCUGAUGAUGGACCUCAACUUAGGCUGGUUCAGGCAGAACGGCAACUGUGGGUAUGUUUUGCGGCCAGCCAUCAUGAGGGAGGAGGUGUCCUACUUCAGUGCCAACGCUCGGGACUCCUUGCCAGGAGUAUCUGCCCAGCUUCUUCACAUCAAAGUCAUCAGUGGGCAGAACCUGCCCAAACCUCGUGGCUCUGCUGCUAAGGGUGAUGUGGUGGAGCCCUACAUAUAUGUGGAGAUCCACGGCAUCCCAGCUGACUGUGCCGAACAAAGAACCAAGACUGUUUCCCAGAAUGGUGACAACCCAAUUUUUGAUGAGAGUUUUGAAUUCCAGAUCAAUUUACCGGAACUUGCAGUACUGCGCUUUGUGGUGCUGGAUGACGACUAUAUUGGAGACGAGUUCAUUGGCCAGUACACCAUCCCAUUUGAGUGCCUACAGCCAGGCUAUAGACAUGUCCCCCUACAAUCUCUGACAGGAGAGUUCCUACCUAAUACCACCCUGUUUGUCCAUGUAGCCAUCACCAACAGGCGGGGUGGAGGAAAGGCACAUAAGAGGGGUCUGUCUGUCAGGAAGGGUAGGAGGGCCCGGGAGUACACCACCACCAAGACCACAGGGAUCAAGGUAGUGGACGAGCUCUUCAGAGCUUCUACCCAGCCCCUCAGGGAGGCCACAGACCUCAGAGAAAAUGUGCAGAAUGCCAUGGUGUCCUUCAAGGAGCUCUGUGGCCUGACCCCGGCUGCCAACAUGAAGCAGUGCAUCCUGACGGUGUCUACCUGGCUGAUGAACAGUGAGCGCUCUCUGAGAGUGACAGUGGACCUGAGCGAGACUUACCCCACCAUGGAAGCUCAGGGACCUGUGCCUGAGCUGCUACGCAAAGUGCUCAACGCCUACGACAUGAUGAUCCAAACCAGCAGAACGCUGAUUGAGUCAGCUGACGUCGUCUACUCCAAGCUCACACAAGCACAACGGGCAGGUCUGGACUUCCAUGAGGACCUGCAUCGUAUCGGAGCAAAGGAGGGUCUGAAAGGCCGCAAACUUCAGAAGGCCAUGGAGAGCUACGCUUGGAACAUCACUGUCCUGAAGGGCCAGGCAGACCUGCUGAAGCACGCUAAGAGCGAGUCACUGGACACUCUGCGCCAGAUCCACUGUGCAGCUCAGUCCUGUGGUCUCAGUAAGAACGGAGCAUCUUCUCCCCAGCUCCAGCACCAUCCUCACCACCAGCCACAGCAGGUCCAGAUCCAGCAACAGCCUCAGGCCAAGGCCCACCCACAGCCCCCGCCACUGCACCAGUCCCAAACUCAACCCAUAUUCCAGACAGCACCUCAGGCUUAUCUCCAUCCCCUUCCCCAGCAACAUCCCCAGCUACCAGCUCUCCCUUUGGUUCAAACUGUUUCAAAACCUCCGGCCUAUCCUCAACCCCCUCCCAUACCCCAGUCCCAGUUCCAGAGCCAGCAGCAGAGGGCCGCAGGCCCUCUGGACGCCAUCCCUGAGAAAGAGAUGGUCGGUGACAAUCCUGCGGGAUCCUGCUGACCCGCAGCCUGUGCCCACAGAGAAUCCUACCCAAAGAGAGACAGAGAGAGCGAGAUAGGGAUGCAGAAGCAGAUAGGUGUAGAAGAAAAAAAGGAAGCCGGUAACGAAAGGGAGAUGGAGGAAAUGGCAGAGAGAGUCAAAGAGAUGAUGAUGGUGAGGAGGACUCGUCGUGUUAGAAGUGAGACACAAGUCUGAGAGGAUGUGUGAGUUGGCCAGAGCACUUAAGGAGAAAAGGAGAGACCUCGCGCUUCAAUCACACAUUUCUAAACAGGGUGGGAAACUGGAAAGAUAACGUCUACUUUUCUAGUGGAUUUGGAAGAAAAUCUUCCAUCUGAGCCAAGAGGUUAAGGUCUCCUCCGUUUUCUCUCUUGUUAAAAGCCAAAAGGGUACCAGCUGGUAACAAACCUCUGCUAUGUGUUUUUUGCAUAGGAAUAUAUUAAGCGGUUGGAUCAGUGAGUUAGAUAUGUCUCUCUCUGGGCAGUUCUAGUUACAUGCCCCUCCACUAUUUCGGUACUCUAGCUCUGUGGGUACAGGCUUUACCUCACAUUGGCAUUUUCUGCCACAUUUCUUGCCUUUUCAUUUCAGAGACUCCUUGGCUUGUCUUUGUUUUCUUCAUGCUUACACUCUUCCUCUUCCAUCUUAGACAUAUAGCUAAGUUCAAAUCCUCACUCUUUUCAAUGAAGAGGAUGCCAUCUUCAUUUUAAGUGCACAAAGUAGAGCAGCUUGUCUAGGCUGAGCUCUGUAGGAGUCACAACCACAAACCAGGGAGCUGUAAAGCUUCAAUACAAAAACAAACUGCACCUGUUCAUUUGUUCAGUCACAUCGAUGCAUCCCUUGCUGGUGUCAAUCUCCAUCGAGCCCCCACACAUCUCCAGUGUCAUUCCUUAGGAUUUAAGUUCAGGGGUCUCCUUGUCUCCUCCCCAGGGGGCUGUGUGUGUGUGUGACGUUACGUGAGUUGGUGUUUUGGUCCCCAGGGUGGAGCUAGCCCACGUCCGUAAGUGGCACAGCUCCUCAGCCAAUCACAACUGGAAUAUUUGACCCUGCCUGUUAGAGGUCAAAGGUCAACAGGAAUAUGGUACUGCUGUCAAUAAAAACAGAAUAAAGUGACUAUAGAUGUAAACUGUAUGUAAAUGUACGAAAGGAACAUAUAUUGCUAUAAUAAUUCUUGCAGACACGGAUAUUACUGAUUGAUAUUAUAAUAAUUGUUGUUAGUUCUAUUGAUAUUCUGAUUCUUUUUUUAACAUUACUUCCACAUUUACAGUGAUUUGACACCUGUUGUUCUGUGGUGCAGAUCAGGACAACCAGUGCAUGUGGGACUGGAAUGAGGGAUUACGGGUUAGCGCCACAACACAAGGGUCAAACAAUAACCUGACGUGUGUUUCACUGCAAAGUGAGUGUGGAUUCUGUAAAAGCUCCUUUAAGUGGCCCAUUAAAAACUGGCUUCAUUGUUUAA